AUGUGUGAGGGAGUAAAUGAGUAUGACUUCUUGCGAGUUGUGUUUCAAUGGCAGCCAGCCACUUGUGGUGUUGCGACGAAGCCUUAUCCUUAUUGCUAUCAAACCCCACAAAAUAGAUUCGGCUUAGACUAUACAAUGGCCAAACCCAAUGUUCAGGCUAGUUCAUCCCAAGUCAACUUGCUCUUCUAUCCCAAGGCACAUUUCGUUCAAACAUCCAAACAACUCACACGAGCACGAGCACAUAUCACACUUGUUCUAUUCAAAGGUAGGGAAAACUACAAGGUUAAGGUUCUAGAACCCAGACUGAAUGAAAUGUGGGGAAACGUCAUCACAGGAGACAACCAAUGGCUAUGGAAACCUGAAUGGGAUAAGCAUGGAACUUGCAUAGAAGACAUUUUAUUUGAUCAAUCAGGAUAUUUUGAAUAUACAAUGAACACACUCUAUUAUUUCAAUCCUGAGGAGAUUCUAAAGAACGGUGGAAUUUGGCCUACCCAAGAAGGAUACUACACAUUGGAUGAAAUUAAGAGUGUAAUCAAAGCAAGAACUGGAAAAUUACCAGCCGUUGGAUGCAAUUAUAAUCAUUGGACUUCAUAUCAACAAUUGCAUGAAAUAAGCUAUUGCGUCACUAAAGAAGGUCAGACUUUUGUGGAUUGCCCCUCCAAUGCCAACAAAUGCAAUGGUCAUUCCGCCAUGUGGUAUCCCCCUCCCUACUAG
This is a messenger RNA of Benincasa hispida (wax gourd), 714 nucleotides long. The record is from RefSeq and is a predicted model, not a curated record. NCBI's taxonomy places the organism in Eukaryota, Viridiplantae, Streptophyta, Magnoliopsida, Cucurbitales, Cucurbitaceae.